Messenger RNA from Plasmodium inui San Antonio 1, 1827 nucleotides. Its product is annotated as cysteinyl-tRNA synthetase. NCBI's taxonomy places the organism in Eukaryota, Apicomplexa, Aconoidasida, Haemosporida, Plasmodiidae. The record is from RefSeq and is a predicted model, not a curated record. Gene Ontology annotation, cellular component: cytoplasm. The transcript is spliced from 2 exons. The coding region runs from base 1 to 1827 and encodes 608 amino acids. Gene Ontology annotation, biological process: cysteinyl-tRNA aminoacylation. Gene Ontology annotation, molecular function: ATP binding; cysteine-tRNA ligase activity.
AUGGAGACGAGUAGCAGCUUACCCAAAUGGGAGAUGCCGCCCAAGGAAGGCAAGAAAAUAACGGGUUUGCUCGUGAACAACUCCCUGACGCGCAGCAAGGUGGAGUUCGUUCCUCAGGAGAAGGACCAAAUCAGGUGGUAUGCAUGUGGACCGACGGUGUACGACGCGGCGCACCUGGGUCACGCCAGGACCUACGUCAGCUUCGACAUCAUCCGGAGGAUCCUCCUGAAUUACUUCAAGUACGACGUGUUCAUGGUGAUAAACAUAACGGAUAUCGACGACAAAAUUAUUAAAAGGAGCGAAGAAGAGAAAGUCAGCUUCAAAGAGUUAGCCAGAAAAUGGGAAUUGGAAUUUUGGGAAGACAUGAAAAAGCUCAAUGUCCUCCUCCCGACAGCCAUCACUAGGGUCAGCGAAUAUGUUGAUCAAAUCAUUCAUUAUAUAGAAAAAAUUAUUGACAAUAAAUAUGCCUAUGUGAGUGAAGAAGGUAGUGUAUACUUCGACAUUGACGAGUUUAAAAAGAUCCCAAAGCAUUUUUACGCUCGCAUGGAACCACUGUCUGUGAAGGAUGAAACGAAAAUUCUGGAAGGGGAAGGAGAUCUAGGAGUCAUAUCAAAGAAAAAAAAAAAUUCGUACGAUUUCGCUCUGUGGAAAUCAUCCAAACCGAAUGAACCUUAUUGGGACUCUCCUUGGGGAAAAGGAAGACCAGGAUGGCAUAUAGAAUGUUCAACAAUGGCUAGUAACAUUUUAGGAAGCGUUCUUGACAUACAUAGUGGGGGAAUAGACCUUCGCUUCCCACACCAUGACAAUGAAUUGGCUCAAAGUGAAGCUUUCUUUGACGAAAGUCAGUGGGUGAAUUAUUUUCUCCAUUCGGGGCAUUUACACAUAGAAGGGUUGAAAAUGUCUAAGUCGCUAAAAAAUUUUAUAACGAUAAAACAUAUGCUAAGUGAGUAUACCCCCAACCAGAUUCGUAUUUUGUUCUUACUGAACAAAUGGGACAGCUUCAUGAAUUAUAGUCCAAAUGGAGAAAGUAUGAUUCAGUGUGUAGAGAUUGACAAGUUUGUCUUUAACUUCUUCGCAUUACUGGAGAUGAAGAUAAAAAAUUUCCACCUGAGUAACUCCAAUUUAUUCUGGACCGAAGUAGACAAUAAUCUUAACAGCCUAUUCCGUUCAACAAAGAACAAAGUGCAUCAGGCUCUUCUGGAUAACUUUAACACACCUGAAGUUAUCCUCGCGCUGCAGAAGCUAAUCACCGAAAUUAAUAUAUACUUACAAAAUGAGAAGGUUCAAAUUGGGUUACUUCUCGAGCUGAAGCAUUAUAUCAACUUCAUACUGGACGACACCUUAGGGUUGGUGUAUGGUCAAUCGCAAAGUGGGAAGAAUGGAAAGAACGACAAAUUUGAUGAACUUCUCCACACACUUGGCACGUACAGAAGUAACAUUCGGACGACACUACAAAGCAAUGCUAAACUGAUUAGGAAAAUUACCAAAGAGACAAAAGAUGUCACGAAAAGGGGCGGACAGGAACAUGAAAGCAAUUCUACUGCCCAAGACAAGGACCUACUUUACGCCGAGUUUGUUAACAAUGUGAAGGCUAACAAUGAGACGUUACUCAAGGAGUGCGAUUUGCUACGAGAUGAGCGUCUGCUAAACAUGGGGAUACUCAUCGAUGACCGACCGAAUAACGAGUUCGUCGUCAAGGUGCUCGAUGAGAACCAACUGCAUCAGGAAAAGCGGAAGCGCGAGCAGGAACUGAGUAAGAAGAAGGGCGCGGUCGGGGGAGCCACAGCCCCGACGCCCAGAGGGGACCAGAAUGACAAGCGGGAGUGA